UCCUCUUCUCAGGUCUAUCCCCAGCGUCUCACCAUUCUCCCAUCAUGUCGGAGCCUAUAACACUAAACGUUGGUGGGAAGUUGUACACAACCUCACUCUCCACCUUGACCAGUUUUCCAGACUCCAUGCUGGGCGCCAUGUUCAGUGGGAAGAUGCCGACCAAGAGGGACAGCCAAGGCAACUGCUUCAUUGACAGGGAUGGGAAAGUCUUCCGCUAUAUCCUCAACUUCCUGCGCACCUCUCACCUGGACCUCCCUGAGGACUUCCAAGAAAUGGGCUUGCUUCGACGGGAAGCCGAUUUUUACCAGGUCCAACCGCUGAUUGAGGCCUUGCAGGAGAAGGAGGUGGAGCUCUCCAAAGCGGAGAAGAACGCUAUGCUCAAUAUCACCUUGGAUCAGAGGACUCAGACGGUCCAUUUCACGGUCCGGGAAGCUCCUCAGAUCUACAGCUUGUCCUCUUCCAACAUGGAAGUCUUCAACGCCCACAUAUUCAGCACCUCCAGUUUAUUCCUGAAGCUCCUGGGCUCCAAACUCUACUUCUGUUUCAAUGGCAACUUGUCAUCAAUAUCCAGUUACUUGCAGGAUCCCUAUCAUGUGACCUUAGAUUGGGUUGCAAGUGUGGAAGGCCUGCCAGAAGAGGAAUACACAAGGCAGAACCUAAAGAGAUUGUGGGUACUGCCAGCCAGGAAGCAAAUUAACAGUUUCCAGGUGUUUGUGGAGGAGGUACUGAAAAUUGCCAUGAGCGAUGGCUUUUGUGUUGACUCCUCUCACCCGCACUCUUCAGAUUUCAUGAACAAUAAGAUUAUCCGGCUAAUUCGGUACAAGUAGGCGUCGUUUCCUUGGUCUCACUCCUCUGUAAUAGUAACUGAAGUCAUGUCUUGACAUGAGCUACACUUCGGAGUCCACUCCACGAAUCCUGUGCUAACCUGAAUUACGAAUCGCUAAUUGGAAGUUACGUUUUCACUUAACAGACUAACCAGUGUAUAUGUUGAAACUCUCUAGAACAGGGAUGUGCAAUGAAUCGGGAUGUGGGUUGUAUCGGGGACCACACAAAACCUCCCUUAGUAUGACUCAUGGAGAUCUCUGGUUCCAUGGAAACUGGUCGCCCUCUUUCCAAGAAGCAGCGUUAGGAAACCAGGAGCCUAUUCUUACAUGACUGUGUUGGCAUUGGCAAUGACAUCAGCGUUGGGGGUCGGGGCGUCCUGGGCUUACGUACACUCCUUUUGCAUGUUCGAUGCUGUUGUGCCUAGCAGAGAAAAGGCAGAAAUCAUGGAAGCGAGAAUUAAGGGAGGAGGGAGGUUGACAGCUACAUCUCAGUAUAAAAUGGCCCCAAACCAGCAUGAAGCUGUCCAUAUCUGCUCUGGCAGGUGGGGUGGGGUGAGAUUAGCAAUAUUUAACAGUUUACACAGACUGGGAGUUGCAAGACGUUGCACUUUUGUCUAAUGAAAGGUGACUUAUUUUAACCUCCUUUUUCCUGCUGGAAAGAGAGACUUGUGCAAUCUAAUGUACCUAAAAGCUUACGAGCCUAAAACCAUCGGGGAAGUAUACAUUUGUGCCUUGGCUAACUGUUUCUGAAUGAAAGAGACUUUUGAACCGAGCAGGGCAUGAUAACCAUUGGAGUUGAUUCCCUGCACACCUAGGACACACAGGCUCUAGAACAUAGAUAUAAUAUCGCUCAAGCACUUUGUCUUUAUGGUGUGUGUGUGUGUGUGUGUGUGUGUGUGUUUUAAAAAAUACUGUGAAUGACCAGUUAUCAAAGUCAGGAGAAGGAACAAUGCAACCCCUGAGCAUUUCAGACCACAGCUGAACUGCCUACAGGACAAAAUGGGGCAUGGCUCCAUGGCCAUAGGGGAAUGGGAUGCCCGUUUCACCUUUUCCCUGAUUGUU
Messenger RNA from Elgaria multicarinata webbii, 1886 nucleotides. It is a transcript of the gene KCTD21, whose product is annotated as potassium channel tetramerization domain containing 21. Gene Ontology annotation, molecular function: histone deacetylase binding; cullin family protein binding. The coding region runs from base 45 to 827 and encodes 260 amino acids. The record is from RefSeq and is a predicted model, not a curated record. Gene Ontology annotation, biological process: protein homooligomerization; ubiquitin-dependent protein catabolic process. The transcript has a single exon. Lineage: Eukaryota; Metazoa; Chordata; Lepidosauria; Squamata; Anguidae.